Molecule: messenger RNA, 159 nt
Organism: Pygoscelis adeliae (Adelie penguin)
Lineage: Eukaryota; Metazoa; Chordata; Aves; Sphenisciformes; Spheniscidae
Product: vegetative cell wall protein gp1-like
Exons: 2
Source: RefSeq, a predicted model, not a curated record
AUGCCAGCCCCGGGAGAUCCAACACCUCCCAAACCACCAACUGCAGCCCCACCAACCUCUGCUCCAGCAGGGAGACCAUCCUUUUCAUACUGAGACCUAACUCCCCCUGCACCAGCUACACCAAUGCCUGCUCCAGCAGGGAGACCAUCCUUUCCAUAG